Molecule: messenger RNA, 1350 nt
Organism: Austrofundulus limnaeus
Lineage: Eukaryota; Metazoa; Chordata; Actinopteri; Cyprinodontiformes; Rivulidae
Product: probable ATP-dependent RNA helicase DDX5
Molecular function (GO): nucleic acid binding; ATP binding; RNA helicase activity
Source: RefSeq, a predicted model, not a curated record
CCUGACAGACAGACUCUGAUGUGGAGUGCCACUUGGCCUAAAGAGGUUCGCCAGCUGGCAGAAGACUUCCUGAAGGAGUAUGUGCAGAUUAACGUUGGUGCUCUUCAGCUCAGUGCCAACCACAACAUCCUCCAGAUUGUGGAUGUUUGCAACGACGGAGAGAAGGAGAACAAGCUCAUCCGUCUGCUAGAAGAAAUCAUGAGUGAGAAGGAAAACAAGACCAUCAUCUUUGUCGAGACAAAGAGGCGAUGUGAUGAUCUUACCCGUAGAAUGAGGAGGGAUGGGUGGCCUGCUAUGGGAAUCCAUGGUGAUAAAAGCCAACAAGAACGAGACUGGGUUCUUAACGAGUUCAAAUUUGGCAAGGCCCCAAUUCUGAUUGCUACAGAUGUUGCAUCCAGAGGUUUAGAUGUGGAGGAUGUGAAAUUUGUCAUCAACUUUGACUACCCCAACAACUCUGAGGACUAUAUCCACCGCAUUGGCAGAACGGCUCGUAGCCAAAAGACGGGCACGGCCUACACCUUCUUCACGCCAAACAACAUGAGGCAGGCCGGGGACCUGAUCUCUGUGCUGCGGGAGGCCAACCAGGCCAUCAAUCCUAAGCUCAUCCAGAUGGCAGAGGAGAGAGGAGGUCGUUCCAGAGGCGGCAGAAACGACUACAGAGAUGAUCGUCGGAGUAGGUACUCCACUGGAAGGCGCGACUACGGCGGCGGUAGGGACAGGGAUGGUGGUAGAGGCUUUGAGAAUGGACCAAGUAAGGCAUUUGGUAGUAACGCACAGAACGGAGGCUAUGGAGCCAGUAACGGCACCAGCAAUGGCUACUCUGGAGGCACCUUCAAUGGUAAUGGACAGUCCAACUUCGGUGGCAACCAAACCGGGUCUUUUGGUGGCCAGAACAACUUCCAAACCACACCGUUUGCCCCCAAUAAUGCUGUCACACAGAAUGGUGGGAGCCAUCCCCCGUUCUCCUUCCCUCAGGCACAGGCUCCACAGCAUCCCCCUCCGAUCGCUCCGUACUCCAUGGCCUCUCAGUUCUCUCAGUAAAUGCACCGUAAACUUGAAAAGUGUAAUUUAUUGUGUUUUGGUCGUUUAAGUUCUAUAUUUCAUCUACAAUUUUGUAUUCAUAAAACAGGAUUAUGUCAACUUUUUUUUUUUUUUAAGAUCUGCAGUGCAGCUGUAGUGUUGCACCUUUAUAUUUUUUUUUCUAUUUUUCCCCUAUUUAAUUUGUUACAUUCCUUUAGUGAUAUUUUUUGUAUCAGGUAAUUUACAAGUGUAUUGGUUUUCAUGUGUAGCAUUGAACAUGUUAAGCUCAAAGUGCACUGCAUGAUCUUUCAAAUAAACCCUCAAAAAGGC